UGAGUUAAUAUUUUAUUUUGCAGUUGCGAACAAAAUGCAUCGCUUUCUUCUUGCAAGCGUUUUAAUUUUGUGCACGGUUUUCACGGGAUGUUUUGCCCAGUCAGGUUACGAGCCGAUAGAUAUAAACACGUUUACGUCACGCCGUAUUAUGCUCGUAGCAGCGGAGCAUAUUGGAGUUGAACUGACUAGAGAAAUUUCAGCUUUUAAAAAGAUCGAUGAACCGUGGUACAUUGUGAAUUUCGAGGGAAGUCACCCUUCUGGCUGGACAUGGACAUGCACUGCGAAAGUGCACGAGCCUUCAAUCGGACGCGGAUAUGUCGUGUGGUGGAGAUGCAGAUUCUGAUGAUGAAGCUUUCAAACUUUCUUGUUAUAACCUGGUCUAAUGUACUUUAACCAGAAUAUAAUUAAGGAAAACAUUCAA
Ruditapes philippinarum (Manila clam) is the source of this 421-nucleotide messenger RNA. RefSeq lists its product as uncharacterized. NCBI's taxonomy places the organism in Eukaryota, Metazoa, Mollusca, Bivalvia, Venerida, Veneridae. The transcript is spliced from 3 exons. Bases 35 to 343 code for a protein of 102 amino acids. The record is from RefSeq and is a predicted model, not a curated record.